AGUCUUCUCGGGGUUAAGAGAGGGAUUAAAACUCUGUAGAUCAUUGGAUAUUUCGCGGUUAGUGGUAGAGAUGGAUUCCAUGAUGGCCAUCCAGUUGGUGAAGGGAAGAGGAAAUUUAAGUGAUCUCAUUGCAACAAUUGUGCUCGCUAUCAGACUUUCUCCUCCGUGGGGGCAAUGCGGCGACAGAGUAUCUCCUCAUGGGACUACCUUGCUACACUCCCUUCCUUUGGGAGGAACAGGUGGGAUAAGGGGCAGGGAUGAUGGAACCUCUGCUUUGAAGAAUGCAGAAACUACUUUGGACUUGGAUUUGCCUGAUGCAUGUCCGGACAUUGGGCGGUGGGAUUCUACGCCUACACUUGUGGGAAAGAGAAAAGGUGGGACAAGACAUGGACUGCAGAGCAUUUGGAUGACUCAAAGUGGUGAAGCAGAUGAUCGGAAAAACUACAAGCAGCUAGUUGAGACAACUGUUGAGAUUGCAAACAAAGUUGGUGUUGCUGAUAUUGUGGGGAGAAUAGUGGAGGAUCUUAAGGAUGGGAGUGAACCAUACAGGCGAAUGGUCAUGGAGACAAUUGCGAAGGUGGCUGCAAACUUGGGGGCUUCUGACAUUGAUGCUAGGUUGGAAGACCUCUUGAUUGAUGGAAGUCUUUAUGCUUUCCAAGAGCAGACCAGCGAUGAUGCUAAUGUGAUGCUUAAUGGUUUUGGUGCAGUUGUGAAUCAAGCUGCAGAUCUUAUUUCAAGGGUUGCAGUUGUCAUGAAGCAGUGUCACGAAGAACAACUUAUGGAUCAUAUUGGCAUUGUCUUGCACGAGUAUUUGGGGGAAGAAUACCCUGAAGUUCUUGGCUCCAUUUUGAGAGCUCUGAAGGCAAUUGUCAAUGUCAUUGAUAUGACAAAGAUGACUCCUCCAAUUAAGGAUUUGCUUCCUAGGUUGACACCAAUUUUGAAGAACAGGCAUGAAAAGAUGCAGGAGAAUUGUGUUGAUCUGGUUGGUCGUAUUGCUGAUCGUGGUGCGGAGUUUGUUUCAGCUAGGGACUUGAUGAAGAUUUGUUUCGAGUUACUUGAGAUGAUUGAAGCCCACAAGAAAGGGAUUCGGCGAGCCACUGUCAACACUUUUGGUGUGUCAGAACCUAAUGUUCAAAAUGGUGUCUUGAAAUCCCUUUCUUUCCUGUUUGAGUACAUUGGCGACAUGGGAAAAGACCAUCUUUAUGCUGUGACUCCAUUGCUUGAAGAUGCCUUCAUGGAAAGAGAUUUGGUUCACAGGCAGACUGCUGCAUCAGUCGUAAAGCACAUAGCUCUAGGUGUUGCUGGGUUAGGAUGUAAGGAUGCAUUGGUUCCCUUGCUGAAUUAUGUAUGGCCUAACGUAUUUGAGACUUCUCCUCAUGUCAUAAAUUCUGUCUUUGAAGCUAGUGAAGGAAUGAGGGUGGCUUUGGGCCCUGAAAUUCUGCUAUUACUGUCUCGAGGGUCUAUUCCAUCCUGCCCGGAAGGUUAGGGAAGUGUACUGGAAGAUCUACAACUCUCUAUAUGUUGGAUCUCAAGAUGCUUUUGUGGCUGCUUAUCCAAUUCUGGAGGGUAAGAAGAAGAACAUAUAUAGUAGGUCUGAGUUAAUGAUGUUUGUGUAGAUUUGGAGUUUAGAUGAGGGCUGAUGCAUUCUGGAUCUCAGCUAGACUCGGCUGGAGCCCUUUCCUCAAAAUUGUCCCUCAUAAUAAAAGUAACUGAGUCAG
Messenger RNA from Rubroshorea leprosula, 1718 nucleotides. NCBI's taxonomy places the organism in Eukaryota, Viridiplantae, Streptophyta, Magnoliopsida, Malvales, Dipterocarpaceae. The record is from the annotation of a GenBank genome assembly.